Messenger RNA from Menidia menidia (Atlantic silverside), 2568 nucleotides. The record is from the annotation of a GenBank genome assembly. NCBI's taxonomy places the organism in Eukaryota, Metazoa, Chordata, Actinopteri, Atheriniformes, Atherinopsidae.
AUGUAUGUUGAGAAGACAAGAGGGCAAGAGAGGUUCAUCCUGGUGUUUGGAUGUCUGGUUCUCUCUGUAUUUUCCACCAUCCCUGCUCACCAGGAAUUCUCUUCACACUGCCUGCUCAUCUUGGAGUUCGUCAUGAUUGUAGUGUUUGGCCUGGAGUACAUCAUCAGGAUAUGGAGUGCCGGCUGCUGCUGCCGCUACCGAGGCUGGCAGGGCCGCCUCCGCUUUGCCAGGAAGCCCUUCUGUGUCAUAGAUAUCAUUGUACUUAUCACCUCAGUUGCUGUGGUGUCAGCCGGUAGCCAAGGUAACGUCUUUGCCACCUCGGCGCUGCGUAGCCUUCGUUUCCUUCAGAUCCUGCGCAUGGUGCGCAUGGACCGCAGGGGAGGGACAUGGAAACUGCUGGGAUCUGUGGUCUAUGCUCAUAGUAAGGAACUGGUGACUGCUUGGUAUAUUGGGUUCCUAGUGCUCAUCUUCUCCUCCUUCCUGGUUUAUCUGGUUGAGAAGGAAUUCAACAAGGAGUUUGACACGUAUGCUGAUGCUCUGUGGUGGGGCACGAUCACCCUCACAACCAUAGGCUAUGGUGACAAGACUCCGCAGACGUGGACAGGACGGCUUCUGUCGGCCGGAUUUGCUCUUCUGGGAAUCUCCUUCUUCGCCCUGCCAGCUGGUAUCCUAGGAUCAGGUUUCGCGCUGAAGGUGCAGGAGCAGCAUCGACAGAAGCACUUUGAAAAAAGAAGAAACCCAGCUGCCAGCCUCAUCCAGGCGGCUUGGCGUCUGUACUCCACCGAUGGUGCUCGUCCCUACCUCAGAGCCACCUGGCACCACUACCAAAGCGCCCUCCCCCCCCUCAGGCAUGUAUCCCCUUCACCAGCACCUCCAGCACCGCCCCCACGCCCCUCCGACAACGCCCGACACACAAAGUUGAGCUUUAAAGAGCGGGUCCGAAUGGCGAGUCCUCGAGGUCAGAGCAUGAAGAGCAGGCAGACGUCCAUCAGUGACCGCCAGCGCUGUUCCCCCGGCAACGAAGUGGUGGGCAGUAACGAGCUGAUGGGCGGGAGCCCGGCCAAAGUGCAGAAGAGCUGGAGCUUCAAUGAUCGGACCCGGUUUAGGCCAUCCCUGAGACUGAAGAGCCAAACUCGCACUGCUGCCCCAGAUGUGGACGCAGGCAUGGCCGCCGAGGAUUCCUUUGAUGAAAGAGGCUGCCAUUGCGAUGUUACAGUGGAGGAUCUUUCAGCUCCCCUCAAAGCUGUCAUCAGAGCUGUCAGGAUCAUGAAAUUCCAUGUGGCUAAGAAGAAGUUUAAGGAAACGUUGCGUCCAUAUGAUGUGAAGGAUGUCAUAGAGCAGUACUCUGCAGGUCACCUGGACAUGCUCUGUCGCAUCAAAAGCCUUCAGACCAGGGUGGAUCAGAUCCUGGGAAAAGGCCAGAUUCCCAUGGACAAGAAACCAAGGGACAAACUUCAUCCAGAUGGAGACUCUAUGGAGGGUAUGAGCAUGCUCGGACGUGUAUGUAAAGUGGAAAGACAGGUAACCUCCAUCGAGUCAAAGCUGGACUCUUUGCUGGAUAUUUACCGCCAAGUCCUACAGAAAGGUCCAUCAGCGCUGACCCUCUCCUCGCUGCCACUGUUUGAGCUGGAAAGCCACCAGCACCACAACUCUGACUACCCAGCCGCCUCCCGGGGAAGCGAUCCCAACAGAAGCCGAGGAGAUAAUAGUAGCGGCAUGCAUCGCUCCCAAAGUGCCAACCCGAGGGGUUUGCGGCUCAUUCUGGCACCUGCUGAUGAUGAUGGCCCUCCAGACUCUGCACCUCCAUCCUAUCCCCCAUCCACAGCUUCCCUCUCACCUUCGCCUUUGUUGCCCCCGGACAGCCCUUAUCCCACCUUGGCCACUCCCAACAAAAAAGCUCUGUUCCCCGAUUUGCCACCCCCACCUCCCUCAACAGGGAGUUUCACCCUCCAGCUGCCCCCCAUGGUGCACCCUUCUCACCUCCGAUGCCCAGCCGACAUGGUCUCAGAUGAAAUGGAAGAUGGAGUGGCCGUGGAUGAGGGGAGUCUGGGCCCAUCUGUUGUUGUGGGAGGCAGUUUUGAUGACGACCAAGAGGGGGACAGUGAGCCAGGCCCCGUGCAGGGAAGGGUGCAACUGCGUGAGAGGCCUGGUUUGAAAUCUGAUGGGCUUUGGAGGAGGCAUUUGAGCCUUGAGGUUAACCCCCUGCUGCUUCUCUCAUCUAAUGCAGAGGAGAAGUCUUCAGACUGGGGAGGCAAUCUUGGGAAAUCCCUCUCAGUGCAUAAUCUCAGCCAGCCUUCAACCAAACGUUCCCCUGGUCUCUCCUCUGCACUUAAUAACAGUAGUAGCAGCAACGGUAGUGAAGGUGCCGAUGGCCUCAGAAACUGGGAUGGAACGGACCUCUUAAUUAGUGAGUGCAAGCUGGAGGCAGCAGAAGAACAUUUCAGCUUCCUCUCCCAGGAACCUGGCAGCACCCCUUCGGACAUUUUACAAACUGUGGAAGAGGCCAUACCUCAACCAAAGGGAAGCUCAGAGUUUCUUAGUCAGUCCUCACACAUACAGCUGGUAUAA